Molecule: messenger RNA, 11059 nt
Organism: Ochotona curzoniae (black-lipped pika)
Lineage: Eukaryota; Metazoa; Chordata; Mammalia; Lagomorpha; Ochotonidae
Gene: ITPR2
Product: inositol 1,4,5-trisphosphate receptor type 2
Exons: 58
Coding region: 165-8324 (2719 amino acids)
Biological process (GO): calcium ion transmembrane transport
Cellular component (GO): membrane; endoplasmic reticulum
Molecular function (GO): inositol 1,4,5-trisphosphate-gated calcium channel activity; inositol 1,4,5 trisphosphate binding
Source: RefSeq, a predicted model, not a curated record
GAGGAGGACGGAGGUGUCGGGCAGAAAACUUCGGAAGGGGGAACAGGAAACCUGCGGGGCGGUGGCACCGCGGCUUCCCGGGACGCACGUCGCGGGGUGUCGGCCGCCGCGCCCCCGGGCUGCGCCGCGCCCUCAGCUUCGGCGGACGAAGAGCAUGAGGCAGCAUGUCCGAUAAGAUGUCCAGCUUCCUCUACAUCGGGGACAUCGUGUCCCUGUACGCCGAGGGCUCGGUCAGUGGCUUCAUCAGCACCCUGGGGUUAGUGGAUGACAGAUGCGUAGUUCACCCAGAGGCCGGGGACCUAGCCAACCCUCCCAAGAAGUUCAGGGACUGCCUUUUCAAGGUGUGCCCCAUGAAUCGAUAUUCUGCCCAGAAGCAGUAUUGGAAAGCCAAGCAAGCCAAGCAAGGGAACCACACAGAGGCAGCCUUGCUGAAGAAACUACAGCAUGCUGCAGAACUGGAACAAAAGCAAAAUGAAUCAGAGAAUAAGAAACUGUUGGGAGAAAUUGUGAAAUACAGUAAUGUCAUACAACUACUGCAUAUAAAAAGCAACAAGUAUCUGACUGUCAACAAGCGAUUGCCCGCACUGCUGGAGAAGAACGCCAUGAGAGUGUCCCUGGAUGCUGCUGGGAAUGAAGGGUCCUGGUUCUACAUCCAUCCUUUCUGGAAGCUGAGAAGUGAGGGUGACAAUAUUGUUGUAGGAGAUAAAGUUGUUUUGAUGCCGGUGAAUGCGGGGCAGCCACUCCAUGCCAGCAACAUAGAGCUCCUCGAUAACCCAGGGUGCAAGGAGGUGAAUGCUGUUAAUUGCAACACUAGUUGGAAAAUCACUUUAUUCAUGAAAUUUAGUUCCUACCGUGAGGAUGUGUUAAAAGGAGGUGAUGUUGUCAGAUUGUUCCAUGCAGAACAAGAAAAGUUCCUGACUUGUGACGAAUAUGAAAAAAAGCAGCAUAUUUUCCUUCGUACUACCUUGCGUCAGUCGGCCACAUCUGCUACAAGUUCUAAAGCACUCUGGGAGAUCGAGGUGGUUCAUCAUGACCCAUGCCGUGGAGGUGCAGGACAGUGGAACAGCCUGUUCAGAUUUAAGCAUCUGGCAACUGGAAACUACUUGGCCGCAGAGCUGAAUCCUGAUUAUCGAGAUGCCCAAAAUGAAGGCAAAAACGUGAGAGAUGGAGACCUACCGGCCUCUAAGAAGAAGCGUCAGGCGGGGGAGAAGAUCAUGUACAGCCUGGUCUCCGUCCCGCAUGGCAACGACAUCGCGUCCCUUUUCGAGCUGGACGCCACAACUCUGCAGAGAGCUGACUGCCUGGUUCCAAGGAACUCAUAUGUUCGGUUAAGGCAUCUGUGCACCAACACAUGGGUGACCAGUACUAGUAUUCCCAUAGACACAGAUGAAGAGAGGCCUGUUAUGUUGAAGAUUGGAACCUGCCAAACAAAAGAAGAUAAAGAAGCUUUUGCCAUCGUGUCUGUCCCACUGUCUGAGGUCCGAGACUUGGACUUCGCCAAUGAUGCCAAUAAAGUGUUAGCAACCACAGUGAAGAAGCUGGAGACCGGCACGAUCACGCAGAAUGAGAGAAGGUUUGUCACCAAGUUAUUGGAAGACCUCAUCUUCUUUGUUGCGGACGUGCCUAACAACGGGCAGGAAGUUCUGGAUGUGAUCAUCACGAAGCCAAACCGAGAACGGCAGAAGUUAAUGAGGGAGCAGAACAUACUGGCACAGGUUUUUGGAAUCCUUAAAGCACCCUUCAAGGAGAAAGCAGGAGAAGGCUCUAUGCUGAGACUGGAAGAUCUCGGGGACCAGCGAUAUGCGCCCUACAAGUACAUGCUGCGGCUGUGUUACCGCAUACUCCGGCACUCUCAGCAGGACUACCGGAAGAACCAGGAGUACAUUGCUAAGAAUUUCUGUGUCAUGCAGUCCCAGAUUGGCUAUGAUAUUCUGGCAGAAGACACGAUCACAGCUUUGUUGCACAACAACAGAAAACUUCUCGAGAAACACAUCACAGCCAAAGAAAUAGAAACAUUUGUCAGUUUACUCAGGAGGAACCGAGAGCCAAGAUUUCUGGAUUAUUUGUCUGAUCUCUGUGUGUCUAAUACGACUGCCAUUCCUGUGACCCAGGAACUCAUCUGUAAGUUUAUGCUGAGUCCUGGCAACGCAGACAUUCUCAUCCAAACCAAGUUGGUCUCUAUGCAAGUAGACAACCCCAUGGAGAGCUCCAUCCUUCCAGAUGACAUGGACGAUGAAGAAGUGUGGCUCUACUGGAUUGACAGCAACAAGGAGCCUCAUGGCAAAGCCAUCAGGCACCUUGCUCAGGAAGCCAAAGAAGGCACCAAGGCUGAUUUAGAAGUCCUCACCUAUUACAGGUACCAGCUGAACCUCUUCGCCAGGAUGUGUUUAGACCGCCAGUAUCUGGCCAUCAACCAGAUCUCCACGCAGCUCUCUGUAGACUUGAUCCUGCGCUGUAUGUCGGACGAGAGCCUGCCCUUCGACCUUCGCGCCUCCUUCUGCCGCCUCAUGCUGCAUAUGCACGUGGACCGGGACCCGCAGGAGUCUGUGGUGCCUGUCCGCUAUGCCAGGCUCUGGACAGAAAUCCCCACCAAGAUCACAAUUCAUGAAUAUGAUUCUAUAACUGAUUCUUCUAGAAAUGAUAUGAAGAGGAAAUUUGCACUGACAAUGGAAUUUGUUGAAGAAUACUUGAAAGAAGUUGUAAAUCAGCCCUUUCCUUUUGGAGAUAAAGAAAAAAACAAACUGACAUUUGAGGUUGUCCAUUUGGCUCGGAACCUUAUAUACUUUGGAUUUUAUAGUUUCAGCGAGUUAUUGAGGCUCACAAGAACACUCCUGGCCAUCCUUGAUAUCGUACAGGUCCCCAUGUCAUCGUAUUUUGAAAGAUUAAGCAAAUUUCAAGAUGGAGAGAGUCAUUUAAACAGCGGGAGACAAGCGGGAACUCCAAUUCUGCGGUCUUCUCGGGAGCAACAUGGAAACAACGUCAUGCGGACGAUCCACGGGGUGGGAGAGAUGAUGACGCAGAUGGUGCUCAGCAGGGGCUCCAUCUUCCCAGUGAGCAUACCCGACGUCCAGCCCAGCAUCCAUCCCAGCAAGCAGGCGAGCCCGGGUGAGCACGAGGACGUGACUGUGAUGGACACCAAGCUAAAGAUCAUUGAGAUUCUACAGUUCAUCCUGAGCGUCAGACUGGACUACAGGAUCUCCUACAUGCUGUCCAUCUACAAGAAGGAGUUUGGCGAGAGCAGUGAGAAUGCAGAGACGGCCGCCUCGGGCUCUCCGGAGACACUACUGCCCUCAGCUAUUGUUCCUGACAUAGAGGAGAUUGCGGCACAGGCGGAGACCAUGUUUGCUGGAAGAAAGGAAAAAAAUCCAGUGCAGCUUGAUGAUGAGGGAGGGAGGACUUUCCUUCGGGUCCUCAUUCAUCUGAUCAUGCACGACUAUGCCCCCUUGCUUUCGGGCGCCCUGCAGCUGCUGUUCAAGCACUUCAGCCAGCGAGCCGAGGUCCUGCAGGCCUUCAAACAGGUGCAACUGCUGGUAUCCAAUCAAGAUGUAGAUAACUACAAGCAAAUCAAGGCCGAUCUAGACCAGCUGCGCCUGACCGUGGAGAAGUCGGAGCUGUGGGUGGAGAAGAGCAGCAGCUACGAGAGCGGGGAAGUGGGCGAGCGCCAAGUGAAAGGUGGCGAAGAGCCCAUGGAGGAGUCCAACAUCUUAAGCCCUGUGCAGGAUGGAACAAAGAAACCUCAGAUUGACAGCAAUAAGUGUAACAACUACCGGGUUGUUAAGGAGAUUUUGAUUAGGCUGAGUAAACUCUGUGUGCAGAAUAAGAAGUGUCGGAACCAGCAUCAGCGCUUACUGAAGAACAUGGGGGCUCACUCGGUGGUGCUGGACCUUCUGCAGAUACCCUAUGAGAAGUCUGACGAGAAGAUGAACGAAGUCAUGAAUCUGGCCCACACCUUCUUGCAGAAUUUCUGCCGAGGAAAUCCACAGAAUCAAGUUCUUCUUCAUAAACAUCUGAAUCUGUUUUUGACUCCUGGGCUCCUUGAAGCAGAAACCAUGCGGCACAUCUUCAUGAACAAUUACCAUCUGUGCAAUGAAAUCAGCGAGAGGGUUGUGCAACACUUUGUGCACUGCAUCGAGACACAUGGCCGCCAUGUGGAGUACUUGAGGUUCUUGCAGACCAUUGUGAAGGCAGAUGGCAAAUAUGUGAAGAAAUGCCAGGACAUGGUAAUGACAGAGUUGAUAAAUGGCGGUGAAGACGUGCUGAUAUUUUACAACGAUAGAGCAUCCUUUCCAGUCCUUCUCCACAUGAUGUGCUCAGAGAGAGACCGGGGGGAUGACAACGGCCCCUUAGCCUACCACAUCACGCUUGUGGAGUUGCUGGCCGCGUGCACAGAGGGCAAGAACGUUUACACGGAAAUCAAGUGUAAUUCCUUGCUGCCGCUGGAUGACAUUGUGAGAGUGGUGACCCAUGAUGACUGCAUUCCUGAGGUUAAAAUUGCCUACGUGAAUUUUGUUAACCACUGUUACGUUGACACCGAGGUGGAAAUGAAAGAAAUCUACACAAGCAACCACAUUUGGAAGUUAUUUGAGAACUUCUUGGUGGAUAUGGCAAGGGUUUGCAACACAACCACAGACAGGAAGCAUGCUGACAUGUUCCUGGAGAAGUGUGUGACCGAGUCCAUCAUGAGCAUUGUGAGCGGUUUCUUCAAUUCUCCCUUUUCAGACAACAGUACCAGCCUCCAGACACACCAGCCUGUCUUCAUUCAGCUGCUGCAGUCUGCCUUCAGAAUUUACAACUGCACCUGGCCAAACCCGGCCCAGAAGGCCUCCGUGGAGUCCUGCAUCCGAACCUUGGCCGAAGUGGCCAAAAAUCGUGGUAUUGCCAUUCCAGUGGAUUUGGACAGUCAAGUCAACACCCUGUUCAUGAAGAGUCACUCCAAUAUGGUGCAGAGGGCAGCCCUGGGCUGGAGACUGUCCGCUCGCUCUGGACCACGCUUCAAGGAAGCCCUAGGAGGGCCUGCCUGGGACUACAGAAAUAUUAUUGAAAAGUUACAGGAUGUGGUGGCCUCCUUGGAGCAGCAGUUCAGUCCGAUGAUGCAGGCUGAAUUUUCAGUGCUGGUUGAUGUGCUCUACAGUCCAGAAUUACUAUUCCCUGAGGGAAGUGAUGCCAGAAUAAGAUGUGGCGCCUUCAUGUCGAAGCUGAUUAAUCACACGAAGAAACUAAUGGAGAAAGAAGAAAAACUGUGCAUUAAGAUCCUUCAGACAUUACGAGAGAUGCUGGAGAAGAAGGACAGCUUUGUAGAAGAGGGUAAUACAUUAAGAAAAAUACUGCUGAAUCGCUACUUUAAGGGUGAUUAUGGCAUUGGUAUAAAUGGAACUUACUCCAAAGCUGCGCAAGUGGGAGGAAGCUUUUCUGCACAAGAUACAGAUAAAAUGGGGAUCUCGAUGUCUGAUAUUCAAUGUCUGCUGGAUAAAGAAGGGGCAUCUGAACUUGUCAUCGAUGUCAUUGUGAACACCAAAAAUGACAGGAUUUUUUCAGAAGGCAUUUUACUCGGCAUUGCCUUGCUCGAAGGAGGAAAUACACAGACUCAGUCUUCUUUCUACCAGCAGUUGCAUGAACAAAAGAAAUCAGAAAAAUUCUUCAAGGUUCUCUAUGACCGAAUGAAAGCUGCUCAGAAAGAGAUCCGAUCGACAGUAACAGUUAACACCAUUGAUCUGGGUGGUAAGAAAAGGGAUGAUGACAAUGAGCUCAUGACAUCUGGACCACGAGUGAGAGUAAGAGAUUCGGCGUUACAUUUAAAAGAAGGAAUGAAAGGGCAGCUGACAGAAGCUUCUUCGGCCACAUCAAAAGCGUACUGUGUGUACCGAAGAGAAAUGGAUCCCGAGCUGGAUGUGAUGUGCUCUGGGGCCGACGCAGGCAGUGCCGAGGACAAGUCUGCAGAGGAGGUACCCAUGAGCCCGGCAAUUGCCAUCAUGCAACCCAUCCUGAGGUUCCUCCAGCUCCUGUGUGAGAACCACAACCGCGAGCUACAGAACUUCUUGAGGAAUCAAAACAACAAAACAAAUUACAACCUUGUAUGUGAGACCCUGCAGUUUCUGGACUGUAUUUGCGGCAGUACCACUGGUGGCCUGGGCCUGCUGGGGCUCUACAUCAAUGAGAAGAAUGUUGCUCUGGUCAACCAGACCCUGGAGAGCUUGACAGAAUACUGCCAGGGCCCGUGCCACGAAAAUCAGACAUGUAUUGCUACCCACGAAUCUAAUGGGAUUGAUAUCAUCAUUGCUCUGAUCCUAAAUGACAUAAACCCUCUUGGAAAAUACCGAAUGGACCUGGUGCUCCAACUGAAGAACAACGCCUCCAAGCUCUUGCUGGCCAUCAUGGAAAGCAGACAUGACAGUGAAAAUGCGGAAAGGAUUCUGUUCAACAUGAGGCCCAGGGAGCUGGUGGAUGUGAUGAAGAAUGCCUAUAACCAAGGGCUGGAGUGCGAUCAUGGGGAUGAGGAGAGCGGAGAUGAUGGUGUUUCCCCAAAAGAUGUGGGACACAAUAUCUAUAUUCUGGCCCAUCAGUUGGCCCGGCACAACAAGCUGUUACAACAGAUGCUGAAACCAGGAUCAGACCCUGAUGAAGGAGAUGAAGCCUUGAAGUAUUAUGCCAACCACACUGCUCAGAUUGAGAUUGUUCGGCACGAUAGGACCAUGGAGCAGAUCGUUUUUCCUGUCCCCAACAUAUGUGAAUAUCUCACGCGCGAGUCCAAGUGCCGUGUGUACAAUACGACCGAAAGGGAUGAGCAAGGAAGCAAAGUAAAUGACUUUUUCCAGCAAACGGAAGACCUCUACAAUGAAAUGAAGUGGCAGAAGAAAAUCAGGAAUAACCCUGCCCUGUUCUGGUUCUCGAGGCACAUCUCUCUUUGGGGCAGUAUUUCCUUCAACCUGGCCGUAUUCAUCAACCUGGCUGUGGCGCUCUUCUAUCCAUUUGGGGAUGAUGGAGACGAAGGUACACUUUCUCCAUUGUUCUCCAUCCUGCUUUGGAUCGCAGUUGCCAUCUGCACCUCUAUGCUGUUUUUCUUCUCCAAGCCUGUCGGUAUUCGGCCAUUUCUUGUAUCAGUAAUGCUACGAUCCAUAUAUACGAUCGGUCUUGGGCCUACAUUAAUACUUCUUGGUGCAGCUAAUCUUUGCAAUAAAAUCGUGUUUCUGGUGAGUUUCGUCGGGAACCGUGGCACAUUCACCCGAGGCUAUCGGGCCGUCAUCCUGGACAUGGCGUUCCUGUAUCACGUGGCCUAUGUCCUGGUGUGCAUGCUGGGCCUCUUUAUCCACGAGUUCUUCUAUAGCUUCCUGCUUUUUGAUUUGGUAUACAGAGAAGAGACCUUACUCAAUGUCAUCAAAAGUGUCACACGGAAUGGCCGCUCCAUUAUUCUGACUGCAGUUCUGGCGCUCAUCCUGGUCUACCUGUUCUCCAUCAUCGGCUUCCUCUUCUUGAAGGAUGACUUCACGAUGGAAGUGGAUAGACUGAAAAACAGGACCCCUGUGACAGGUGCUUACGGGGUCCCUACUACGACCUUAACUUCCAUAAUGGAGACAUGUGAAAAAGAGAACUGCUCAACCACGAUACCAGCUUCCAGUACAGCCGAUGAAGAAUAUGAAGAUGGAAUUGAAAGGACCUGUGACACUCUGCUCAUGUGCAUUGUCACCGUGUUGAACCAGGGUCUCAGGAACGGUGGGGGCGUGGGGGAUGUUCUGAGACGGCCAUCGAAAGAUGAGCCCUUAUUUGCUGCCCGAGUGGUUUAUGAUCUUCUGUUCUUUUUCAUCGUCAUCAUCAUCGUUCUUAACUUGAUUUUUGGUGUUAUCAUUGACACCUUUGCUGAUCUCAGAAGCGAAAAGCAGAAAAAAGAGGAGAUUCUAAAGACGACCUGCUUCAUUUGUGGACUUGAGAGGGACAAAUUUGACAAUAAAACGGUUUCAUUUGAGGAGCAUAUUAAGUCAGAACACAACAUGUGGCACUAUUUGUACUUCAUCGUGCUGGUGAAGGUUAAAGAUCCCACAGAAUACACGGGUCCUGAGAGCUACGUCGCCCAGAUGAUUGUGGAGAAGAAUCUGGACUGGUUUCCUCGGAUGCGAGCCAUGUCUCUCGUUAGCAAUGAAGGAGACAGUGAGCAAAACGAGAUUCGGAACCUGCAGGAGAAGCUGGAAUCAACCAUGAGUCUGGUCAAGCAGCUGUCGGGUCAGCUGGCAGAGCUCAAGGAGCAGAUGACUGAACAAAGGAAGAAUAAGCAGAGACUAGGCUUCCUGGGGUCAAACUCACCCCAUGUGAAUCAUCACAUGCCACCACACUGAUACCAUGGGGGGAAGCCGUGACCAGCCUUUCAUCAGCGGCCUGCCUGAUCACUGAACACAAAACAGAGACUGAGGGGAGGAACAGUGCCUAUUGUUGCAAAGUCAAAAACAACCAAGUGCCAAGAUGUGGAGCGGUUGUGCUCCGAGAACAAUCUGUAGCUGUGUUUUCAUGGUUGAGAAGGCCCAGGCUAAAGUGCAGCCACCCGAAAGCACACAGCAUGCAUUCUUAAGGCAACGUGAAGCGACUUGCUCGGGACACUGCCAUGGGUAGGAAGAGACUGGGAGAAGAAGACCCGGCAUGGCUAGGACUCCCAGCUGCUCAGCGGCCAGGGGUCAGCUGUGUCCGAACACCAGCCGCUACCUACCUCCUACUGGGUUGUUUGGGAUUCCCCUCUUUCCCUUGUGGCCUGUGGGUCAAUGGCCUAGGAAGUCUCACUUUGGUGGCUGAGUAUCACUAAGGUGAAGACAUGAAAAUAUGAAAAAUGAGCGUUGCUAAGAAAAUUGCUAAUGCUUCGAAAGUGUAGCUGCCACGGGGCAAUUCCUUUAUAACGUGAAGCACAGUGGAUUUGCAACUGCAGCGUUGGAGCCUGUACCCCUCAUGCUGACAGCAUAACUGGAAUAGAAUUGCCUGCUCCCAGUUUCUCACCAGCUUCGUCACUGUGGAGCACAAAUGGAGAUGUUCAUACAACUGGUUAAGAACUUGUUUUAAGUCACGUAGAGGCUGAAAUUGUAAAAAGAUUGGGGAAGAAAAAGCGGACAACCACAGGGAAGAUUUUUUUUUUGAGAACAUGUGUGCAUUAUUGUAUUAUUAAAUUAUAUAGCGAUCAAGAAAUGAAAAUGCUUCAGGGGGCCAGGAAAUCCCUUGUGACUUGUAACAAUGGCACUCCCAUCUAUAAACACGGAGCAGAAUCCUUUGAGUUGUGUUUGCUCUGCUUUGGGAGCCAAGUGUUUUUGUCUUACUCCUGCAGCAGGGGUGAAAUGUGUUGAAUACCCAAGAAAACACAGCAUUUUGGUUGCAUAUUUAAAACUGUAUUGGGAAGGACUUGUCCAAACGUAAGAUAGAAAUCUCUUCCGCAAAUUGUUUUUAUGUUAAGUCAUGCACUCAGGAUUUGCUGGGGGAGAAAAUAACCUGACACAAUCAGGUUUUUCUUAGGGAUCUCCGCUGGGGAAGCUAGAGUACCACCCAGAGAGCGAACAUCUUAGGAGAAGUGCUGUGUGGCAAGGAAGCAAAACCAUCCCACCAAACUCUGGGAGGCUUUCGGCAUGUCGGCCUCACUCGAGGCUGCAGCGGUCUUUAACUUUGAGUGGUUACCAUCAUGAUUCAACAACCCGAGAGGGUGCGGUGAAAAACCGUCGGAGCUCUUAGAUUGUUGUAACAUAGUUUGAAUGUUUGGCUUCCUAAAAAAUCCCAAAUAAUCAAGGUCUGAGUCAAAUGCAAAGGAAACCUGAAGCAUCCACUCUUCCAUAUACUGUUAAGAUACAGAUUCAGAAUCAAGCUGGUGGAAGCCAGAGCAAGGAGUUUUCAGUCUGCAGGUACCUUCUCAGGUACCUCUCCACCGGAAGAAUUCCUCACUCUGAUGUGACUAUACGUUUGUUUUUUUCUCUCUGACUAAUAGCUGAAGGACCCUAUUCUCCAAGAUGCAAAGAUGCUAAAAAUUGUGCUUUAUCACAUACAGCACAAGUCUUUGAAUGUAGCAAGCAUUAGGCAAUUUGUCUUCAGUUCUUUAAUUAAAACUUUAAACUGUAUCAUGAAUUUGUUCUUAAGUGACUUCAUCAAAGUUGACUAAAGCAGUCAUUUUUCAAAUCCCAAGAUUGUCAUUGCUAGCUAUGGUUGUAGAUAUUGUAUUUUAUUCAGGCAGAGUUUUUUAUAUAGGGAAAAAAAAAGAGAAAGGUAAUGAAUAUUGAGCCUUUUCCUAAAUAGGAACCUGUCUCCAUUUAGUAAAUCAGAUCUGCCUCUGAUGUCUGAACUUAAGGUUGAAGGAAUAAAUGAACUGAUGCAGAUGGGAGCAACCUGUCUUUCAGAUGACGAGCUAUCUCAUUUUUUUCACACCACAAUGGUUUGUUAUAGAGGGAAGAAAUCAUUGGAUCUGAACCUGUCCUCUACAAGUGCCCUAAGGUCUACAGCCAUUGUGUCUUAAGCUCACCGUGUCUCAGCAUCUUUUGCCCUCCAGAAAAUACCCAUAAGAUGUUGCAAUUAAUUAGCGAGACCCUUUGUUGAUGAAAAUUUACACAUUUCCCAGUUUUUAAUUUAACGCCUCUUUCUUUCCUGCCUAAAUACUUCUAGAGAGCAUAAAGGUAAAUAAACAAAAAUGAAGCAAAUGAAAAAAACGCUUCCAGGACAUGAAAUUCACAAUGGGAAUGGCAAUAAUGGGGAAACUUGACUUUUGAUAUACAUUUAUAUUUUGUUAUAUGCUUGUUCAUGUUCAUUAAUGCAACUGGAAUAUUUGUCCUAGGUGAAUAUCAAUUAAUCCUCAUAUUUAUGUGGUGAUAUUGCAGUAGGCACAAUUGUUUGACUUUAUUGAAAAUAUUUAGCUAUUAAAAUUUAUAUUGCCUUAAAAAGAUCAAUUUUUGCUGAAUAACAUUUUUAAUUUUGAAAGAGUUUUGUUUCCCUCUGUGUUGUACUUUGAGGCUAAGGAGUUUACCACAAAUGCAUGUGUUACAAAUUGAAAUAUCAUUUCUAGGUGAGAAAAAUGCUCGUAUUACAUGGGGCUAUCAUACUAGUAAAUUAUAUGCAU